CCUGGGAGUUGUAGUCUUCUGCCCCGGCAGAACUGGAGGCCCAACAGGAGGUUUGCGCAGGAGCGGUGAGCCGCCCAAGGUCCGGCUCUGCGGUCCCAGCCUUUUCCCAUGGCUGAUCCUGAGGAGUUUCGUGUUUCUUCGCCUCCCCCACCGCCUCCCUCCUCUCCUUCUUCUUCCGACGUUUCUUCAGCAUCUUCCCCCGGUGUCCCAAUGAGUUUGGGCUGGCGGGAUUCGAGCAGGAGCAGUGGCCGAACCGUGGACCCACUGGAGGAAGUGGAGCUGCAGAUAGGAGAUGCAGCUUUUUCUCUAACCAAACUUCUCGAAGCCACAUCUGCAGUAUCAGCUCAAGUGGAAGAGCUUGCCCUCAAAUGUACAGAAAAUGCACGUUUCCUUAAAACCUGGCGGGACCUCCUGAAAGAAGGCUAUGACUCUUUGAAACCUGACAACUGAUUUGGCCUGCUUAGCUAGCUGUUCCAGCAAUGGACCGUGUAACAUACUUCUUAACAUACGAUUUUUGCACAUGUACUGCAUACAUAGGAUGAUCUGUUUCCAGCAGUUCUGUAUACUCACAGAACUUUUUCUUGACUUUUAUGAAAGCAGAAUACUGAUAUUUUUGAUGCAGACCAGUAUUUGUUUAUUCUUAAAUACUUUCUGCCAUCUAAACUUUUGUAGAAUCCUUUAUGGAAGUUAAUUCCAUCAGUAGAUAAUGUUAAUAGUGCCACAGGACUACCAGUAGCAUACUACACAGAACAUUAUUUAAAAGAAGAUGCAAGAAUAGUAGAAUUUGAAGUUGAGCUUCAAUUUAUGGCCCAAAGGAGGUAACUAAGGUUUCUAAUGAUGAAUCCACCUCCAUUAGGGUAAAUUCUCCAAAACCAGUGACUAAGUCUUGCUUUUAUAUCCUCAGCACCUGAAACAGUGUCACACAAUACUUGCUAAAUGCUUGUUGAAUAAAAGACUUGAGAAACAUAACUAAAAGCUUUUUUUCCUUCAUGUUUUUAGCAUGAAGACUGUAAUUGUUUUUCAAAAAUGUAUGAAUCUGAACUUCAUUGACUUGAAGGAAAACAUUGUUUUUUAAAUGGGGAUUUGAACUUUGAUGAUAGUUUCUUAAAAUAUAAUUUUUUUUUGCCUUUCUAAGAUGCUUUUUAAAAAAGGAUGUCUGAAAUGAAAGCACGUCUGGAAAGAAUGCAUGUUUUUGCCCUAUUUGUGGUUAAUUGCUUUUAUCKUUAAUAUUUCUUGUAUUUUACAUUUUGAAUGUUUGAGUACUAUCUUAAAAAUAUCUUAUCAAAUUUUUGACUCAGUACUAUUACUGAGUUGCAAGUUACUUACAUAAUAAUUCUAAAGAAAUUGCUCUGUUUCCAGAAUAUCAAAUUUAAAUGAAGUAAUUGUUUUCAUAUUAUUUGAUCUCAGUGACAAUGUUCUAUUUUAUGUGUCUUGUAUYUUAUAUUGCUUUUUGUUGGUUUGUGUCGUGUGUCAACAACUGAGCUAGCUCUAAUGCUCUACUAUAUAUAAUUUUUAAACAUAUUUGAUGUGGCAUCUUAAUUCUUUGUAGAUAUGGAGAUGUGUACAGAAGUAUAUUCUUAAAGCCCCAUAGUGGGGGUGAUACAAGGGGACAUAUGGAUGGGCAAAGAAUAGUUUUGUUUAGCAUAUUAGGUCAUAGUUCUUGAUUAAUUAUUUUAGUUAAAGAUCACACAUGUUGUGUGAUUUUUAUACCAAAGAGAUGCUUACUUCAGUAUUAUAAAAAUAUUUUUCUUAUAUAUUCU
Urocitellus parryii (Arctic ground squirrel) is the source of this 1760-nucleotide messenger RNA. It is a transcript of the gene C10H4orf46, whose product is annotated as chromosome 10 C4orf46 homolog. The record is from RefSeq and is a predicted model, not a curated record. NCBI's taxonomy places the organism in Eukaryota, Metazoa, Chordata, Mammalia, Rodentia, Sciuridae.